Messenger RNA from Trichoderma gamsii, 252 nucleotides. RefSeq names its product mitochondrial import inner membrane translocase subunit TIM13. The transcript is spliced from 2 exons. The coding region runs from base 1 to 252 and encodes 83 amino acids. The record is from RefSeq and is a predicted model, not a curated record. Lineage: Eukaryota; Fungi; Ascomycota; Sordariomycetes; Hypocreales; Hypocreaceae.
AUGGAUUCCUCUUCCGUCAAGCAGUCUGUCAUGAAGCAGGUCCUCGCAGAGGCCAACCUCGCCAAUGCCCGAGUCCUCAUCGAAAAACUCCAGGAAAACUGCUUCGAAAAAUGCGUCCCCAAGCCCGGCAGCUCCCUCUCUAGCAGCGAACAGACCUGCAUGACUGGCUGCAUGGAAAAGUACAUGGCGGCUUGGAACCAGGUCAAUGCUGCGUACAUCAACAGAAUACGACAGGAGCAAGGAAACAACUAA